UAUCUAGCCCCUCAUCAUCUUGGUAAAUUAGAAAACUAUCCGAAAUUCUUUGUUUCUUCACGACUUCAUCAUCGCUCACUCCAAAAAAGUAUUCUUCACCGUCACCAUCACCAUCACCACCACCACUACCGGCCGUACUCUCACCGGAAUAUUAAUCAGGAUGUCUAGGGUUACUACAUUGUUGCAAAAGGGGAAGAAAGCUCUGCAAGAUCUUGAACUGCUCAAAGUCCUGCAAUCAGAGAUCAGACAUGAGCUCUCUAAUGAUCUUUACAAGAAUGAAACCGGAUCAUUGGGAGAUUUCGUGAUCGACUGGAAUUCGCCACAUUCUAAAGACGUAGUAAUGCGGAAAAGAUGUGAAUCUGGCGAGGAGAUUGCGAUAUCUGCAUUGCUUGGUGAGGAAACCUUUGCAGAAGAUAACUUGUAUCCCAAGCAAGCUAACAUGAAGGUGUGCAUCAAGAAGAAUGGGCUGAGCUCUGUAUUGCAGUUUGAUUGUAAAGUUUUAGAUGGUCAGAACAAAAUAGACUUUCAUAUUGAAAAUGCUUAUUAUCUAAAGUCACCUACCGAUUUGGGUUCUUCGGUCUACAAAGGUCCCGAUUUUAGUGAAUUGGAUCCUGCUCUUCAACAAGAGCUGAAGCAGUACCUAAUCUCCAGAGGAAUAAGUGGCAGCCUCACCACCUUUCUGCUGCAUCAAAUCCACCACAAGGAACAAGAUCAGUACAUAAAAUGGCUGCAGAAAUUGGAAGCCAUGGUUGCAUCAAACUAACCAAAUUUGGUAAAAUGACUUGCAGGGUUAUAAUUAUAGAGUAAGGUUUCAAGUCAUAGGACAAGGUUUUGGCUCUAGGCUUAUGAUAUUUGAUUGUUGUCUAAUAUUGUUUUGGUUCGUAUUCUAGAUAUAUGGAUAGAAAACCCUUUGGGUUGGCCUGACCCGGCCGGAUAUUUAUAUGGCUGUCUAAUAUUGUUUUGGUUAAUGUUCUAGAUAUAUGGAUAAAUAACUCUUUGGGUUGGCCUGACUCGGCCCGAUAUUGAUACCGAUUUAGUA
Molecule: messenger RNA, 1039 nt
Organism: Helianthus annuus (common sunflower)
Lineage: Eukaryota; Viridiplantae; Streptophyta; Magnoliopsida; Asterales; Asteraceae
Product: mitochondrial acidic protein MAM33
Exons: 4
Coding region: 161-763 (200 amino acids)
Cellular component (GO): mitochondrial matrix
Source: RefSeq, a predicted model, not a curated record